ACAAGUGGGUGUGGCUUCACAGCUCUUGGCAGCAUAGCCCAGCUGUCCCAGCAGAAAGCAUGAGGUUCAGUAAUACAAGGAACCUUCACUCCAGCCUUUAAAACCUCACACUUUCCACACUCUGCUCCCUCAAAACAUCUUGUGACCACUGGUCACUCAGGUAAGGUUUAAACCCGAGUUUAGUCAUAGUUUUUGCUUGGCUGGGGGUCUGCCGCCCCCCGAGGCCUCAGAGUGAGGAUGCACUCCAGCCAGAAGGACACAACCUUCACCAAGAUCUUCGUUGGAGGCCUGCCCUACCACACCACUGACUGCAGCCUGAGGAAGUAUUUUGAGGUGUUUGGGGAGAUAGAUGAGGCGGUGGUCAUCACGGACAGACAGACGGGGAAGUCCAGGGGCUAUGGGUUUGUGACCAUGGUCGACCGGCCGGCUGCAGAGAGAGCCUGCAAAGACCCCAAUCCCAUCAUAGACGGAAGGAAGGCUAACGUUAACCUGGCCUACCUGGGGGCCAAGCCUCGGAUAUUACAGCCAGGUUUCUCAUUUGGCGUCCCUCAGAUACACCCAGCAUUUCUUCAAAGGCCUUAUGGAGAUAGUGAAGAUGAUCAAACCCCGUUACAAUGCCCAUCCCCUUUCCGCCAGCUCAUGAGGAUUCCUGCUCAUUACGUGUACCCCCAGGCCUUCAUCCAGCCCAGUGUGGUCAUCCCUCAUGUCCAGCCUUCACCUGCGUCUACUCCCACCGCCACCGCCGCCGCUGCUUCUGCCGCCGCCGCCUCUCCGUUCCUGGACUACACCAGUGCUGCUUACGCCCAGUACUCCACCGCCUACGACCAGUACCCAUACGCUGCGUCUCCUGCUGCAGGCUACCUCACCACUGCUGGCUACAGCUACGUCCAGCAGCCAUUAGCUUCACCAACACCUGCGGCUGCGGCGGCGGCAGCUGCAGCUUUUAGCCAGUACCAACCACAGCAACUACAGACUGACCGCAUGCAGUGAGGGGGCGUGGUCAUGUUUGGUACCUGAUGUUGGAUUCAGUAGUUUAGCAAUGAAGCUAUAAGGCUAAUGUUGUUAAGUUAUGAGAGCUAACACUACGCCAAUUAGCAUGGUGCUAACUCAUCACACGCUCUCCUCAAUCUCCAUAAAACACUUACAGGAACGUCCUGAGAGUCCUGAGGAGGUUUAUAUGGUAUAUAGGGUUAUGUAUGUGUGCUAUUAGGCAGAAUAUGUCUUGAACACAGGUCAAAGAGAAAUUAGCAGCAGAUGGUUGCUCUCGGUUUUAACGUUAAAGUGUGUCUCUAUUUAAGUGUGAUGUAUUUUUAGUUUUUAAUCUCCUGUGUGUGACAAAGGAGUUAAUAAAUGACAAAUGGUGUUCAGUUUUAUACUUGAGUAGUUUAUUAUAAGAAUACCUGUUGGAAAUAAAAUAAUAUGAUAAUGUGA
Molecule: messenger RNA, 1431 nt
Organism: Astyanax mexicanus (Mexican tetra)
Lineage: Eukaryota; Metazoa; Chordata; Actinopteri; Characiformes; Acestrorhamphidae
Gene: rbm24b
Product: RNA binding motif protein 24b
Exons: 5
Coding region: 238-990 (250 amino acids)
Cellular component (GO): cytosol
Molecular function (GO): mRNA 3'-UTR binding
Source: RefSeq, a predicted model, not a curated record